Talaromyces proteolyticus is the source of this 1218-nucleotide messenger RNA. Its product is annotated as 2,6-dihydropseudooxynicotine hydrolase. The record is from RefSeq and is a predicted model, not a curated record. The transcript is spliced from 2 exons. Bases 1 to 1218 code for a protein of 405 amino acids. Lineage: Eukaryota; Fungi; Ascomycota; Eurotiomycetes; Eurotiales; Trichocomaceae.
AUGUCACUAAUCUUUCCGGAUGGUACGUUCGACUUCGAAUUCAACCGCAUCCUAGCGCAUGCUAGGUAUCGUGGAAGCGAUUUCCGUGAAGUUCUCAGCCUGGUCCCCAAGAUAAAACCAGGCGACUUUGACAGCUGGCACACGGCAUUCGUCGAGUUAGCCCAACGUGCAGAAGCCUCUGCCGGGGCCGAGCCUCAAGGCUCACAUGAAUACUCCAGACGAGUCUCUUACGCCGAUCGUCUAUUUGCAGCCUCCACGUAUUAUCGUGCGGCAGAUUUUUUCCUUCAUGGAAACCCGGAUGACCCGCGUAUUAACACAUUGUGGGACAAGCAGGCAGCUUGCUUCGACACUGCGCUGAAGCAUUUCGGAAAUGGGACGAGGCAUCUCCUCAAGGCGGAUUCAUUCUCGGUUCCAAUCAUCUAUUUCAAGGCACCAGUUGGUGUGGGCCCGACUGGCCCGAAAAAGACGAUUUUAAUUGGAAAUGGGUUUGACGGAGCAAUGGAGGAGAUGUUGCAUGUCAAUGGUAUCGCUGGCCUGGAACGUGGUUACAAUGUGAUAUUAUUCGAGGGACCGGGCCAAUGCACAGUCCGGCGUGAGCAGAAGAAGGGAUUUAUUCAUGAUUGGGAGCGUGUAGUGACACCCGUUGUUGACUUUGCAUUGACACUAGAAGAGGUGGACAAGGAGAAGAUUGUUUUAUUUGGCUAUAGCAUGUCUGGACAGCUGGCCGUCCGCGCCGCGGCUUAUGAGCACCGACUCGCUGCAACUGUGGCCAUUGAUGGUGUCUUUGAUGUUGGGAGCGCAUUUAAAGCACCUGAAGAACUGCUGAAGCUGUACAGUUCAGGAGAGGAAGAAAAAUUCAUCCAAGAAUUUGGGACAUGGAUGUUUGAUCCAUCUACUCCAACCCCGUCACGUUGGAUAUAUCAACAUGGUCUGUGGGCGUUCAAUGUUGCAACACCAGUUGAAUUAUUCGACAAGCUCAAAGCGUUCACCCUAGAGGAUUCGAUUGACAAUGUGCGCUGCCCUGUAUACGUGGGAGAUGCCCAGGAGGAUAUCUUUUUCCAGGGACAACCAGAGAUAAUGGCUGAACGCUUGGGAGACAAGGCUAAUCUUCGUCUGUUCACAACUGUCGAAGGAGCUGGAAUGCAUUGUCAAGUCGGUGCUGCGUCGCUCUUGAAUGCGGACGUGUUUGAUUGGUUAGAGAGGACAUUUCAGGGCUAG